CAUUGAAAUUUUUUGACGAAGCAAUCAAAAAUACUCCCAACGACAAAAGAGCGCUGAUUGGAAGAUCUAGAGCCAGGGCGAAGGCAUGCCAAUAUGAAGGAGCAAUAGUGGAUAUCAAUAAAGCCCUCAACCUGGAUCCAGAAGAUUUAGGGGUGAUCGCAGAUAAAGCAUUGAAUACUUAUCUGAGCUGUGAGUUUGAGGAUGGUUUAGUUCAGAACACUAGAAUGCUCCCCAUCAGAAAGAAACCAGACAGCUUUUCAAUGGGUGUGAUGCAUUGUUCCAAUGCAAUAGAAAAUUGCAUCGGGGAAAGAGCAGGAAGACCAUUGCGAGAUCAUUUCAAAAUUAUCAGAAGGCUAGCAUGGAAACAGAAUUAUGAAGCUCAGAAACCAUUCGAACCUAAGCCAAAACUGAAAAAGGUUGUCAAACAAGUAAAGACGAGAAAAAAAAGGCGAUCAGAUACAAUGGAGCCUGUUUUGCCUAAAAUACGAGCUUCUAAGACUGACCUGUAUAAAGAGUGUCGUUUGUCGAACAUAGAUUGUAGAAGCAUAACAGAGAGCUUACACAGUCACAAAUCUGAGAAACUUAUUGUUCCUCCAUUCAAUAAACCAUUUCCAUUUUCCCCUCUGCAGAAAUAUACAACUAACAUAGAGAAUUAUAUGGCUGAGAAGUACUUGGACUCAAUGUACUUGGACAAAAUAUUUCUACAAAAGUUACAAAAUGAGCCGGGAGCUGUUUGUCCCAACAAAAAAGGAUCGAUGAAAAUAAAGCAGCUGGCGAAAACGGGAUUCAAGACAGUGGCAUAUAAGCAAGAACUUCUUCGAACUAGAAGACCAUUUUAUUACAUCAACUACCAACAAGCGCGUUCUUCUGGCACAUUGAAAAGUCGCCAGGAACAAGAAUUGGUGUUACAGCAACAAACUAUUAGGAAGGAAGCAGACGUAGUUUUUGCCCGACUGAGAGUUGCUUUUGAAAAACGAAAUUUACUGAAAAUGUUGGAUUUGGCAGAAAAACUGAGACACUAUUGUGAGAUCCAGCCCCAUAGACUAUUUCCGGAUAAGGAAGAAUAUAUGGAGCAAGUAUAUAAAAUGAUCAGGACAGGAUACUUUAUGAUGAGCCGACUGAAUCCUUCUCAACUUGAAUAUGAUCAGGAUAAGAGAAUUUUAGUGGCGCUUGGAUUGCCGAUCAGCAGAGAACCCUCAUCUGAUUCUGUCAUUCAACAAUUCAAGAAUGUCUUCGUUGAUCACAAGAAAAGAAUCCAAAUCCUAGAACGACGCUUGAAAUAUGCCGAAGGCUCACAGGAACUCUGUUGGUGUUUCUAUGAAUUAGCACGAUCUCAGAUAGAACAAAAACGAUGGGAACUGGCAAGAGUCUACAGUAGAAAAUGUGUUCAGGAAGCGAAUAUAGCCUGCGAUUGGGAAUGGGCCAUCAAUGGAAACAUGCUCCUGGCUAAGAUAAAUAUUCAACAACACAACAGAAAUGAUGCUAGGGCAGAAAUUGUUACAGCUCUCAGGACUGCCAAAAUGAUGAAGAACGAUAACUUGAGAGAAUAUUUAGAAAAGUGUUUGGCCGUAGUCGAUAAAAUCGAAUUCGAUGAUGUGUUUGGACCUCAAGUACUAGAAAAACGUGAGAAGAGAAUUCUACAGAUGAUGGGUAAUGAAAAAAUGAGAAAUGAAUUUGCGCAUCUCUUCAGAAUGAUGGCGGCUAUGCCUGCUUCACGAAGAAUGACCGUCAUUCCUGGCAUCAGAGUGGAAACCGCGAAGAAGCACAAUACUACACGAAUGUCCAUAAUGGGGUCUGGAGUUGGAAGGAAAGGUAGUUCUGUUGGUCAUUCAAUGAAAGCGAGUUUGAAGAAAGAGGAUCCCAAAGGAGUUGGUUUCAUGGAGCUUGUACAGUUUCAUCUGUGAAUACUGAAUGAAAUCCUCAAAAUAAAAAAUAUCUCUGUAA
Molecule: messenger RNA, 1944 nt
Organism: Leptinotarsa decemlineata (Colorado potato beetle)
Lineage: Eukaryota; Metazoa; Arthropoda; Insecta; Coleoptera; Chrysomelidae
Product: outer dynein arm-docking complex subunit 4
Molecular function (GO): protein binding
Source: RefSeq, a predicted model, not a curated record